Molecule: messenger RNA, 924 nt
Organism: Aspergillus puulaauensis
Lineage: Eukaryota; Fungi; Ascomycota; Eurotiomycetes; Eurotiales; Aspergillaceae
Exons: 3
Coding region: 1-924 (307 amino acids)
Molecular function (GO): oxidoreductase activity
Source: RefSeq, a predicted model, not a curated record
AUGACCCAUCUCGUCCUUGACCAGGCUCUCCUUUCGUCGCUGAACGACAAAGUCGUCGUUAUAACCGGAGGCGCGACGGGAAUCGGUCGCUCGGCCGUGACUCUCUUCCACCAGAAUGGCGCGAAGGUCGUUUUCGGUGACAUCGCGGACGAACCCGCCCAAGAAGUCCUUUCCUCCCUCGGGCAAGAACGCAUCCACUUCGUCCCUAGCGACACAACCUCCUAUGCCUCGCAACUGAACCUGUUCCGCACCGCCCACUCCCUGUACGGUCGCAUCGACAUCGUGGCUGCCGUCGCAGGCGUGGCGAACCCAAAGUCCAUUUUUGACCCGGAAGCCGAUAUCAACGAGGAGCCGUCGAUGCUAGAAAUCAACGUCAACACGAUCGGAUCGCUGUACACGGCCCGGAUCGCGAUGCACUACCUACGUCAGAAUAAGGAUGGUGGAGAUAUUGUUCUCAUGAGCAGUAUUAUUGGGUUCAAGGAGACGCAAGAUCUCGUUCCUUAUACGACGAGCAAACACGGUGUCGUGGGCAUUAUGCGCGGGCUGCAUUUGCAGGCUCAUAAGGAGGGCAUCCGUGUUAAUGUUGUCUGUCCAUGGGUGACGAGAACACGGAUGAUUGUUGGAAUGCAAAAAGGAUGGAUCGAGAAUGGCUUCCCUGUGAACGAGUCCGAAGACGUCGCGCGCCAGAUUGUAAUCUGCGCCACAGCGAACAGAGGUGCCAACGGGGCUACACACACCGGUGCAAAGCUGCCCUUUUCCGGCAAAAUGAUCUAUGUUUCGGGCGGCGAGGGGUACGAGAUUGAGGAUGAACACAAGGCGCUGGAGCCGCAGUGGCUGGGCGAGGAGAACAGUCGCGUCCUUGCCCGGGGUCAGGAGUUUAUGGCCAGACCUGAAUUCAGCUGGGAUCCAGACAGGAGCAGUUGA